Volvox carteri f. nagariensis is the source of this 1653-nucleotide messenger RNA. Its product is annotated as phosphoglycerate mutase-like protein. Lineage: Eukaryota; Viridiplantae; Chlorophyta; Chlorophyceae; Chlamydomonadales; Volvocaceae. Gene Ontology annotation, molecular function: phosphatase activity. The coding region runs from base 1 to 1653 and encodes 550 amino acids. The record is from RefSeq and is a predicted model, not a curated record. The transcript is spliced from 11 exons. Gene Ontology annotation, cellular component: cytosol; cytoplasm.
AUGAGCCUAGUCCCCUUCCUACGAACACCGGCUCACAUCGAGACGUCACAGAAGCAACAACCAAAGUCGACCGCUGCAACUACACAAGAGCGACCAGCGGUUCAAGCUGAGCCUCAGUGGCAGAGCACUUCCCCUGCCAGCGACGAUGAAUUUGUCAUUUCAAUGAGCCAGACUUAUGAACGGACACAACCUGAGCCUUGCUGCGACUAUGGGUCAGCAGAGCGCGAGGAAGUGGAGCUGUCCCUGCGCCGGACUCAACCGUAUCAUGCAGCGGGCUCCACGCAAAACUACGGUCAGCACCACCACGACCUGCUCAUCGCGACGGCCGCAGCUGCUUUGGACAAUCCCGACGCGGCCGUCGUCACCUCUACCGCGGAUGCAUGGGAGGCCUCAGUGGCGCAGGCCAGUGCGCUAGGCGUCGGCUCUGCUUCGGCAGCAACCGUCCUAUUGCCUCACGAUCUCAUACUGGAAGGUCAAGGUUCCAAUCAGCCGGGACACUUAGCCGCAAUCAUGGCCGCGGCUGCUGUGGGGACACGGGGCCAGUCUCGAACAGGGUCUUUCCCGAGCGCCGACAUUCUCAGGCCCCUUCCGUCGGCACUACCGGCAGGGUCAAGUGGCCCCGCGCAGACGCCCGAGCUGCAGGGUAGCGGCGCAGGGGGCAUUGCGUACGGCACUGCGACCGAUGACAUCGCGGAUGACGGUACGACGCCGCCGUUGCAGGUUGGCCUGCCGCUGUUUCCCAUCUUCACCCAAGGGAGAGCACGGCGGCGGCCGCCGAUUCAUCUCAUACGACACGGCGAGUCGGAGUUUAACCUGGCCUGUAAGCGGCGUGGAGGCUUCGGCGACCCUCACGACAUUUUCGACGCUCGACUGACGGCUACGGGCGAGAAGCAGCCGAAGCCUGGCCAGGUACCUCCUGGAUGCGCGACCACCUCGCACUUCACUAAGCGGCUGGCCAAGGCCCUCCGGCCGCAGCUGCUGGACUUGAUGCAGCAGCACGGCGACCCGCUGUUCAUUGUGUCACCGCUGUCGCGCGCCAUCGAGACCUUCCUGUUGAUGCUGCCCGACCCAGAGCGGCUGCGAGUGUGCCCGCAGACGCCGCCGCCCCCCCCGUCCGCGUCCAUGUCCUCAUCACAGAAGCAGCAUGGCCAGUCUCAGCCGCAGUCGCGGCAGCAGCAAGGAGAGGUACAGGGGACUGGCACCUCAUGCACCCCUGGGAUGGCAUCCAAGCCCGUCAACAUGGUCAUCUGCCCAUUGCUGUCCGAGUUCCUCUUAACCAGUGGCGAUGUGGGACGGCCACGGUCGGCGCUGAUCGAGAGCUAUCCGCAGAUCGCCGAGCAGCUGCGCAAGGGCUUGGACAAUGAGCGCUGGUGGUACGAGAAUACAAUUAAGGGGCCAAAUUGCGCCGUUAGCAAGGUGCUUAACAGCACUGAACCCGACAAGUCCGCGAAGACGUGGGCUCUUGUGCGCUCUUUUGAAGUUUUGGAUUCCGUCCGUUGUUGUUUGCAGGCGCGGGUGGACCGCUUCCGUCAGUUUGUGUUUUCGCAAUCACAUCGGCCCAUUGUGGUGGUUGGCCAUGCAAACUUCUUCAAGAGCCUGACCCACGACAGUCAUUACAUGAGCAACUGCCAGAUGAUGGCCUGGGCGCCGUGA